AUGGUCAAACCAAACCCAGUGAGAUUCAGGGAAACGGAAUACAGUUUACUCAGCUCCUUCAUUGCCAAUGACUCGCAUAUUCUGGUUCCGCACGUAAUCGUCCAGGGCUACAAGUCUGUGGGUAAGACAUUUGUUGUGAAAUCCUUUCUAGAUGACAUUGGAAUCAACAAGACAAUAGUAAACUGCGAUGAGUUUCUCACUCAAAAGCUUCUUCUACAAAAAUGCCUACAUCGCAUCAAGCAAGACAGUGGAAUUGAUCUUGACAAAUACCAGCAGAGAUUCAUGUACAAGGGCUUGGAGGCAUCUAGAGAAUCAGUAUUGUGCGAAACAUUCUCGCAGUUUCUUAUGACUCUUGAACAAUUCAUAGACGAAACCAAUUAUAGAGAGCCACAUGUGCUAGUUCUUGACAGGUUCGAUCAAUGUCUUGAUCAGACUAAUGAAUUGUUUCGGGCUUUCCUUAAGCUCAGAGAGUAUUCAAGCAUCACAAACAUAAUCGUAAUUUAUAUUACGUCACAUGAAGACCCCAAAGAAAUUGCACCCUUUGUAAUUCCUCAUGUUCAUUUUCCUCCCUACACACAAGAAAGUUUGGUCGAAAUUCUAGCUGAUUCCCGCCCAAAGGAAGUGACAGAAGGACUAAUAGAUGUGAGCGCAUGGCAAAGUUUUUCCAAACUUGUCGUUGAUUCUUUAUUUCACUAUACUGGCACAGAUCUUUCACUUAUUAAGGAUAUUUGCAGUAAGUCUUGGCCCAAAUUUAGUGCCCAAUGCAUCGAGAGUGGACAAGGUAACACAGGUUUUUUGAAAGCAUUGCGAUCACUAAGAGAUGAAAUUUUUCAGGAUGACAUCAUCACCAAUAGUAGUGUCGUUACUUUUGGCGGGCUGGUGGACGAAAAAGGGUCCAACUCUUCUUUGGGUGAUCUCCCAUAUCAUUCAAAAUUUAUUCUCAUUGCAUCAUACUUGGCUUCAUACACGGAUGUGAAGCUGGAUAUUCAGCUAUUUUCCCGUGUGAAGACCGCUAAGAAAAGACCUAGAAAGAAAACCAAUAGUUCAAGAGCAGAUGCACAUUUCAUGUCAGCGGCAUAUUUCGACCUAGAGCGAUUAAAAGCGAUCCUUUCUGUCAUAUACAGAAACGAAUCUUUGAGUUUAUCACGGAACAAUGAGGAGUUUCUCAAUCUUUAUCAUGAUCUUUCUGAAAAAGACUUGGCCAAAAAAGAGGCUGAGUUCACAUAUUUUACUCCGAACAAAUCUGUCGAUGUAAAUACUCAAAUAGCGACAUUGCUGUCACUUGGAAUGAUAGAUAGAACGUAUUCCCUGGACGCCUUGUCCUCAAGAAUUCGGUGGAAGUGCAAUGUCAGCUGGGAUAUCAUUAGUAGUCUAGCUGAGGAUAUUCGGUUUCCACUCCAUAAUUACAUGAUAGAUAAUUGA
Molecule: messenger RNA, 1422 nt
Organism: Australozyma saopauloensis
Lineage: Eukaryota; Fungi; Ascomycota; Pichiomycetes; Serinales; Metschnikowiaceae
Product: origin recognition complex subunit 5
Exons: 1
Coding region: 1-1422 (473 amino acids)
Biological process (GO): DNA replication; DNA replication initiation
Cellular component (GO): nuclear origin of replication recognition complex; nucleus
Molecular function (GO): DNA replication origin binding
Source: RefSeq, a predicted model, not a curated record